AAAGCACAUCACCACCAUCGACACUGGUAAAGUAGUUGGAAGUUGGAACGACCGCCAUCGUUUCGAUGCACUCGAGAAACACACACACCCAAAUGCGAUGAAGAUAUCAACUCGAAAUCGAAAUAAACCCACAAAACAAAACCUACCGAUCGAAUCCACAGACCCUCUGGAUUCUCAUCCUUCCUUCCUUCCUUCUUCUACACAAACCCCCUCAUUCUCUCUCUCUCACUGACCGCCCACUCCAAUGGCUCACCUUCUCAACACCUCCUUCAUCCCCACCUCCCAAACACUCCGCCGUAACCCCACCUCCUCUGCGCCGGCACUUAUUUCCGGGCGCCGGGGCAGGGCCCAAGUCCAGGCCAAGAUCCGGGAGAUCUUCAUGCCGGCUCUCAGCUCCACCAUGACUGAGGGCAAGAUCGUCUCCUGGGUCAAGUCCGAGGGCGACAAGCUCUCCAAGGGCGAAAGCGUCGUCGUUGUUGAGUCUGAUAAGGCUGACAUGGACGUCGAGACUUUCUACGACGGUUACUUGGCUUCGAUUAUGGUCGAGGAGGGCGGCGUCGCAGCCGUCGGUUCGGCUAUUGCUCUAUUGGCCGAAACCGAGGACGAGAUAGCCGAGGCCAAGGCCAAGGCCAGUUCUUCAUCAGCAGCUCCAGCGGCACCAGCACCGGCCGCAGCUGCUCCGGAGCCACAACCAGCGAAAAUUCCGGAUAAUGUGGGUCCUGCGGUGGUCCCUAAGGUGGCGGCAACCGUGGCUUCAACCCACCCGGCGUCAGAGGGAGGGAAGAGAAUCGUGGCAUCGCCAUAUGCAAAGAAGCUUGCUAAGGACUUGAAGGUGGACUUGGGGUCAGUGGUGGGAAGUGGACCACUGGGGAGGAUUGUGGCUAAGGAUGUUGAAGCUUUUGCUGCUCAGCCUACGGUGGCGGUGGCGGCUGAACCGAGUGUUGGAAAGUCAGCUGCUGCUGUGGCGGCGGAGGCAGGAAUUGAGUUGGGAUCGGUGGUGCCUUUUACAACAAUGCAGGGGGCUGUGAGUAGGAACAUGCUUGAGAGUCUCUCUGUGCCCACUUUCAGAGUAGGAUACACUAUCACCACUGACGCGCUGGAUGCCCUGUACAAAAAGAUCAAGUCGAAGGGAGUUACCAUGACAGCAUUGCUUGCAAAGGCUACUGCACUUGCAUUGGUCAAACAUCCUGUUGUGAACUCUGGCUGUAGAGAUGGUAAGAGCUUUACAUACAACAGCAGCAUUAACAUAGCGGUUGCUGUGGCAAUCGAUGGUGGAUUGAUUACACCAGUGCUUCAGGAUGCGGACAAGGUUGACAUAUAUACAUUGUCAAGAAAGUGGAAGGAGUUAGUUGAUAAGGCCAGGGCCAAGCAGCUACAACCUCAUGAGUAUAAUACAGGUACUUUCACUGUUUCUAAUCUUGGGAUGUUUGGUGUUGAUCGGUUUGAUGCUAUUCUGCCACCCGGAACUGGAGCAAUUAUGGCUGUUGGAUCAUCUCAGCCUACUGUUGUGGCUACUAAGGAUGGCCGGAUUGGUAGGAAGAACCAAAUGCAGGUAAAUGUUACUGCUGACCAUCGCAUAAUUUAUGGUGCUGAUCUUGCUUCAUUCUUGCAAACCUUGGCCAAGAUUAUUGAGGACCCCAAAGAUCUUACCUUCUAGUCUCUGGAUACCUUGUCCCCAAUUGAUUCCUGCUUGGCUUUCGGAAUGUCUGGGAUUUUCCUCAUUUUAUCUCGUCAGGCAUGCUUCUACUGUUGCUUAACAUUUAGGUUGACGGGAAUUAUAUGAAGAAUAGGAAAAUAAUUUUGAAUAUAAAUGCAUAAUGAGUUUUAGUUCUAGUUCGUCAAAGGUUCUGUCAUAAAAUCUUGCUGGCCGUUGUUUUUUUUUUAUUUAGGGUUGGCUAUUGCAAGAAACUCGUUGUUGAGGUUGUAGCAUACGGGUUGAAUGAAAUCAAAUUUGUAACUUUAAGCGUGUUCAUGAUACAGAAGUAUUGCAACUGAAAUCCAUUUCGAAAAUGUUUUAGGAAUUCAUACGUAACAUGUCUAUUUUCAAUAAAUAUUGCACUUGGCGCUC
This is a messenger RNA of Pyrus x bretschneideri (Chinese white pear), 2068 nucleotides long. RefSeq names its product dihydrolipoyllysine-residue acetyltransferase component 5 of pyruvate dehydrogenase complex, chloroplastic. The record is from RefSeq and is a predicted model, not a curated record. The transcript is spliced from 6 exons. NCBI's taxonomy places the organism in Eukaryota, Viridiplantae, Streptophyta, Magnoliopsida, Rosales, Rosaceae. Gene Ontology annotation, biological process: pyruvate decarboxylation to acetyl-CoA. Bases 245 to 1657 code for a protein of 470 amino acids. Gene Ontology annotation, molecular function: dihydrolipoyllysine-residue acetyltransferase activity. Gene Ontology annotation, cellular component: chloroplast thylakoid; pyruvate dehydrogenase complex; chloroplast envelope.